Messenger RNA from Anastrepha obliqua, 547 nucleotides. RefSeq names its product mediator of RNA polymerase II transcription subunit 22 (gene MED22). Gene Ontology annotation, biological process: regulation of transcription by RNA polymerase II. NCBI's taxonomy places the organism in Eukaryota, Metazoa, Arthropoda, Insecta, Diptera, Tephritidae. The coding region runs from base 16 to 522 and encodes 168 amino acids. Gene Ontology annotation, molecular function: transcription coregulator activity. The record is from RefSeq and is a predicted model, not a curated record. The transcript is spliced from 4 exons. Gene Ontology annotation, cellular component: mediator complex.
AUAAAUAUUAUGUGAAUGCCUCUAAGAUCGCAAAAUAAAGAGUGUAAAUUUUAUUAUUUAAUUUCUACGAAAACAUAUAUAUUGAAAAUGAGCAACAAUGCUGGCGGCGCUCGUGCAUUGCCACAAUCGAAGGAAGCACUGCUGAAAUCCUAUAACACACGUCUCAAAGAAGAUGUACGUAGCAUGUUGGAGAAUUUCGAAGAAAUAAUUAAAUUGGCGCGUGGUGAAGGUGACUCUCAGAUCUCGAAAACAACACAGUGUGAACAGGACACUUACGAAAUGCAAGUGAGAGCUGCGAAUAUCGUACGCGCCGGGGAAUCACUUAUGAAACUUGUGUCGGACAUUAAACAAUAUUUGAUUCUGAACGAUUUUCACUCGGUCAAUGAAGCGAUCACUAACAACUCGCAGUUAUUUCGUUCGAAACAAAUGGAAUGCGAUAAGAAGCUAAUGAAAUUGCGUGAUGAAAUGGCAAUGGAUUUAUACGAUCUCGAAGAGGAAUAUUAUACUAGCAUAUUUAAAUGAAAAUAAAUUACAUUCUAAAUUACAA